Messenger RNA from Heterobasidion irregulare TC 32-1, 2682 nucleotides. RefSeq lists its product as uncharacterized. The transcript has 3 exons. NCBI's taxonomy places the organism in Eukaryota, Fungi, Basidiomycota, Agaricomycetes, Russulales, Bondarzewiaceae. The record is from RefSeq and is a predicted model, not a curated record. The coding region runs from base 157 to 2667 and encodes 836 amino acids.
UUGCUUCAGGUUAUUGAUUCUCUUCUCUUAAGCCCCUCCAUACGAUCGCCUUCCUUUCCUCCGCCACCCCUUGGCGAAUCAGACACGACCUACGAACCGUUGUAUACAUUGGAGGCGCGUUUCCCCCGCAGGAAGACCCCUUACCGAGAGGACAAUAUGACCAAGAAGCGGCGCUCUCUGCAGUCUAUCUUUAUACCCAACUUCUUACAGCCUUCCUCUUUCGUCUCUGUUCAUACGCCUACUAGCCCCACUUCGCGUUCGCGCUCAGAAUCUGUAUCAUCGAACCUAGCGCGCCAAAUAUCAUCCACUCCAUCUACAGAACCAUCUCACAGCGACUCGACCUCAUCGUCCCCACCUCCAGACUAUCUUCUAGAUGAGGACCCUUUCGCGAACCUGUCACCUGCCCCCAUCAAUUCUACCCCCCUCCCGUCAGCCUCAUUUGACGUGCCAACGCUGUCCCGCCCAUCGCUGGACUUGGUUACCACCGGAUUAUCUCCGCUUGCGAAAUCUCGUUCUCCUCUCGCGGUAACUCCCAAUUCUGAGGAACCACGGCGCCGCCUCUACAGCAGUCCGUCAUCACCCUCGUUGAGAGAGACCCUUCCUUUCAUUUCCACAAAAACGUCCCAUUUUCCUGUUCACGCGACCGCUCGUCAUCGGCGUCCCGCCCACACACGGCCGGCGUUUGUCACACGUCCAUCACUCCCUUCUUUACGUACCCUUUCCCAAUCUAAUGCGGCCUAUCCCAUCAAGGCGCGCAAGGGAUCCUUGGCCGCUCGGCUUCCUGCCGAGCCUUGGGACAUGGACAUGGACCGCAGUUCCAAUGAACUCGAAGCCCCGAAGCGGGUGUUUGCCGUAGAGCGGAGUCGGGACCUGUCGCAUCCCGAUUUAGACACACUUCACAUUAACUCGGAGCGAGUUCACAGUGAGGAGCUAAAUGUUCAUUCGGCGGAGCUGCCGAGCGCAGCGUGGACAUCUUGCGAAGAUUCCUCUUCGCACGCGCGGACUGAAGGGAGCACUCGCUUCGUUCAAUCGCCCGACUCCCUCGAGGACACCGCUCAACACAGUCUUCACAACAGCAACACCGUGAUGUUCGAUUCCUUUUGGGAUAUAGUGGAGGCUCUGUCUUCGCCGACACAUUCACGAUCCUCUUCUGCUUCUUCGACAUCUACAUUCUCUCCUCCUACUUCCCUUCCUUCGCUGCCACGAUCAAGCGAUGAUCUAUCGGCAAGCGGGUCAUCUUCUGAUCAUUCAUCUCACAGCCAUGCUCGGGUUUUCUCUGAAGAGCUCGAACUUGUUGCUGACCUUGAGACUUCCCAUCAUUCAUCGUCUCAAUCCGCCAGUGCCAGGUCAGCAUCUUUGUCGCCUGAUCCAGGCUACACACCCCACAACACCAUCUUUCUCAGCUCUCAUAUGCCAGGUGAAUUUCCUAGUUCUGAAGACUUCGAACCAAGCUCGGCAGGCACUGUUCGUGGCUCGUUGUACUCAAUGGCAGGUGACAGGCCAUCUCAGGGAUCUAGUGGCGAGGAUGAAGAAUGGCACUCGAGUUAUGAAGAUGAGGCCUCAUAUGGCCAUAUCAGCGAGCCCAUCGAUGGAGGAGACGAACAUACAAACCAUCACCGCCGGGAGAGAGACCACGAUGAGAACUGGGGAGAUCGGCGCGGCGACGGUGGCAGGGAACAGAGAGGGUACGGCGAUGGAAGUUCCAGUGGAGCAGGCGGUGGGCAUAGUGGGGAUGGAGCUAGUGGAAGCGGCCGACGCAAUGGGGACGACGAGCAAAGAGAUGAUCGCCGUGACCGUGAUUCUACGUCCGCGUCCUCCACAAGUGAUACUGAGACUUCUAGUUCCGACGAUGAGUCUGAUCAUCCUCAGGGAUCUCGCACCCAACGCUCGACCGGCGCUAUGCCUGUGCAAGACCCAAACACGAGUGACGAUGACGUUCCGCUAGCCCAGCGGAUACCGACUGCACUCACUGCACAGCGAACGAUCCGAAGACAGGUCCGCAACGAGAACGAUCAGCGCCGGCGCGAGCGAGCCCUCAGACAGCAACAGCAAGAACGAGGUCGACGGCCUUCAGACGCUCAUUUGGAUGUUUCUCGUCACACACCCCGCCGCCCUUCAUGGGACUCGAGCUUCGCCGCUCGUCCGACCGAUCUUACUACUUCGGGCAUAUCUCCUUCGCAGGAUGCCACGGUCCCCACUGCACCCUCGCGGAUGACGCGCCCUCGCACCAAGACGUUACCCGGCAAUAUGCAAAGCCCCAUGAUCGAUGAUCUCAACAAGCGAUUGCUCAACUUGCAUCCAUCAGGCCCUCCUCCUACUCCUUCCAGUCGCAGGUACAUGUCGCAAGCCGAAAGCCCACCAAAAUCUCCUGCCUAUGCUCCUGGCCAUGCUUCAGUCGCCACGGCCGAAGAGACACAAUCUCAGAACAAUUCGCAAUCGAGGACCUUACGGCCGAUGAAGCUCUUCGGGAACUGGGUACCAGUAUUUGGGCAGAAGUGCGACAACGUCGCGGACAAUUCAAAACGAAUCGCGUUUAGCAAAGGCCGCUAUACCUCCCAGAGCUUCUACGACCGACGCCGCGCCCCACCGCCAGAAAUCCCUCCGUUCACACCCUUCAAACGGGGAUGGGACACGGCCUGGUACAUCUUCUACUCGUACCUCGGCUGAGCACGAUAGGACACA